UAAAAGUCAAAGUAGUGAUUAUUUAAUAUUUUUUUAAAAUUAAUUUAUAAAAUUUAAGCUAUAUAACCUUGUAACUACAUAUAUAGCAUAUCUGAGAUACUUAUGUGACAAAAUGAAAUUUUCUAUAAUGAAUGCAGUUAAUGUGACACUUUAGUAUGGAAGGAUUUACGAAGGAUUGCUUCUGCAUAAAGAGCAUUACAGUAACUCAGUUAGAAAAAGAUUAUACGAAACUAAAGCGGAUUUGCGUAUUUUAUACUCGUGGCUACCGUUUUAGCACCAUAAAGCCGACAUGUCAAUUGUGUGUAGAGGUCUUGUAGCCUCAAUACUCGAGUACGCCUGAAAAAUAUUUACGAAAAUUGUUCACCAUUGACAUGAAAAUUCAUCGCCACAAUGAAUUCGAAAAGCGGAAACACACCUUCCGCAUCACGCAAUCCAGCGUACAAUGCUGCAGCCCUAGAAAAAAUAAAAGAUGAUUUGAAGUCAUAUGAAGCCGGACAUGGAAUUCCACAGAGCCCAUCCACUUCAAGGUUAAUACGAAAAACAAGCAUUGAAAGAGAAAUACCACAGUCUUCCGUACAUCUACAACGAAGCAGCCCUGCGAUAGAUUCGGGUGCAGGAAGCUCGCGUUCAAACAGUCCUCAUUCACAACAGCAACAAGGGUCUGGAAGAGCACAGUUUUCUCCUUCACCAUGCCCUUCUAAUUUCAGUGAUGUGCCCCCUAAACCACCACCAAGAUGCUCUUCUACUCCAUCAACACCACCGCCUCUUCAGCAGUUUCUCAAACGAAUGUCGCCUGCAUCUGUGCCUACUUCACGCAAUGGCCAAUUUCAGUCGCCAAGUCCUGCACGUGGUACAUCUCCUAUAUCGAGUAAUAGCAAUCUAAGGCAACCCAUUGUAGUGCAAAACGGUCCACAGGUUCAACAACAAUUAAAUCAACAAAUGUCAGCAUUUUAUAGUAACAGCACAACAGAACCACCUCCACCUUAUCCUAUUUUGCCUAUCAGCCAGGUAGCUCCACCAAGUUAUAUGAUAUCUAUGCAAUGUAGACAAAGUCCUACACAAACAUCGCAAGAUUUUCGCAAAAGUCCUAGUUCGGGCAUCUAUUCCAGCGCCUCUGCAGGAUCGCCGUCCCCUAUAACCGUGUCGCAAAAUAUCGCUCUGAGCAAUUCAACAGCAAAACCAAUUGCAUUGCCACCAGCAAGAAGUGCUCGUCAAACAAAUACACAACUCCCAAUUAUAAUGCAUUCGGUGAAAUCAACACAAGUUCAAAAACCAGUUUUACAAAAUGCUGUGGCUCCUGCUUCUCCGACAACAGGCACCUGUUCAUCUUCUGUGCCAUCUAGUUCAACACCUCCUCCACCUCCUCCGUCCUACGCAAAGUCGUUGCAACAGAAACAUAUAAACAAGAAGCCAGGCAAUGUUUCUGCUAGCCAACAACACAUUUCACCGGAAAAUAGGCAAGGUGCAACAAUCAACACAGGGCCGGGAGUGCUGCCAGCAAAAGCUUCAGACAGUAGGGUUUCAUUAAUUGCUAGUAACGCCGAGCCACCAUCAUAUGAUACAACCAUGAUACUGAAACAAAAACACCCACAACAAAAUAAUUUACAACCGCCUCCACCUUAUACAGAAGGAUGCAUUAUCUUUAGUGCCAGCAAUAAUAAUGAUAACAGUAAUUUACAUGAUACAGAAAUCGGUAGUAAUAUUGUACAUAGUACUAGUAAUAAUAAUCUCAACAUGUUAAACCACACUAAUAAUAAUAGUCAAUGUUCUAGUACUUUAACGAGUAAUAAUAAUACUAUUGUUAACAGUACCAACAACAGCAACGCUGGAAAAAAUAUGUCCGAGAAGUUAAACUAUGCUGUAACAUUUAGUUCGAAAGCAAAUGAGCCAUGUGUAUCAGGUAUCGUUAAAAACGUUACCUAUAAUAACGGUAGCAAAAAUGUCAAUUUAUCUAUCGGAUCCUCGGCGGUACGGUGUACCAAUCAGCAGCUACGUUUUGAAAUGGGAGGUAAUAAUAACGAUGUUAGACAAAGCUAUCGGUCCAAUGCAAGGCUCAAUUUUGCACACAAUACAACUUUAGAUGACCAAGAAAAGGCAUCUAUUAAAAAAAAUCAACUACAAGGGGAACAUCCCAAAAAAAUAAAACACCAAUCUCCAAUUCCAGAACGAAAAAAUAUUUCAAAGGAAAAGGAAGCUGAGCGGUUUGAGUGUAAAGUUCGACACUACUCACCACAAGCUUAUAAAUUUUUUAUGGAACAGCAUAUUGAAAACGUAUUGAAAUCGUACACACAACGAAAUUUUCGUAUUAAACAGUUGGAGAGCGAAAUGUCCAAACUGGAUCUUCCAGAAGAAACAAAAAUUGAGAUGCGUAAACUCCUUUGUCAAAAGGAAAGCAACUAUAUUCGCCUAAAACGCGCUAAAAUGGACAAAUCAAUGUUCGCACGAAUCAAGACCAUAGGAUUGGGAGCAUUUGGCGAAGUAACAUUAGUUAAGAAAAUCGAUACUCCUAACCAUCUGUACGCGAUGAAAACACUUCGAAAAGCAGAUGUCCUGAAACGGAAUCAAGUAGCACACGUCAAAGCUGAGAGAGAUAUUUUGGCUGAAGCGGAUAAUGAAUGGGUUGUGAAAUUGUACUAUAGCUUCCAGGAUAAGGAAAAUUUAUAUUUCGUGAUGGAUUAUAUUCCAGGCGGUGAUUUAAUGUCUCUUUUAAUUAAAAAAGGAAUCUUCGAGGAGGAUUUAGCUCGAUUCUAUGUUGCUGAAUUAACGUGUGCUAUAGAAAGUGUUCAUAAAAUGGGAUUUAUCCAUAGGGAUAUAAAGCCCGAUAACGUAUUGAUUGACAGAAAAGGCCAUAUAAAGCUCACAGAUUUUGGUUUGUGUACAGGAUUCCGAUGGACUCAUGAUUCUAAAUAUUAUCAAAAAAAUGGAGACCAUGCGAGACAGGAUUCAAUGGAAGCAUGGAGUAAAGCUGGCACAGAAAUUCCACCACCUUUAGAAAGGCGAAAAUUUAGAGAAAAGAAUCGGGCUAAGGCACAUUCAAUUGUUGGAACUCCCAACUAUAUUGCUCCAGAAGUGUUAUUGAGAAGUGGUUAUACUCAACUCUGUGAUUGGUGGAGUGUUGGUGUUAUUUUGUACGAAAUGUUGGUAGGACAACCACCUUUUCUGGCCAAUACAGCUGAAGAAACACAAUUAAAGGUAAUCAACUGGAGAUUGACACUGAAAAUUCCAGCAGAAGCUCAACUAUCACCGGAAUCACAAAAUAUUAUCCUUCGAUUAUGCCAAAAUGAAGACGAGCGGAUAGGAAGGAACGUCGAUGAAAUAAAAUCGCAUCCAUUCUUUCGAAGCAUCGAUUUUACAAAAGAUUUGCGAAAUCAGACUGCUCCUUAUGAACCAAAAAUUAAAUAUCCUACUGACACUUCUAACUUUGACCCGAUUGACCCAGCGAAGCUGCACGAAUCUUCAUGCGAAGAAGCUGGACACAGCUUUGAUGAGCCUUUGGACAGUAACAAGCCUUUUCAUCAUGGAUUUUUUGAGUUCACCUUUCGGAGGUUUUUCGACGAUGAAGGCGAUUACAAAAUUUCUCUUGACGCUAAUGAUAGUCAGACUGAGGCCAUAUAUGUAUGAGAAGUGUAGCGGAUAUUAAGGCCUACAAUAUCCAUAUGCUGAAUGACCCGUGUGUUGUUAAAUUAUGAAACUUUUGCUCCACAAUGAUUCAAUAUUGCAUGUUUGUAACCAAUGUUUUAAAGUCAUUUGGAAACAGUACCCUACCAGUAAGGGUCAAUUUCUCCACCUAUGCUUAACUUUUAAACCAGGUUUAACGCAUCGGUUAAAAGUUAAACAGGGGGGAAAAUCGACCUUAAGAGAGAGAUAUGCGAAGACCAGGGUUGCCAAAAUCAAAUUUGCACUUUUAUCCAACAAAAUCUUUUCAUCUGUAUUUAUUUUCCAAAAAAUUUGUAACGAUAUCUGUAUCGAGCUAAUUAAACUCAAUUUUAAUUCGUAGGAUAUUAUCUUGUUGAUCUUUGCUGUAUUAAACGCUUGAUAGUAAUCAUUUAUUUCAGAGCUUAACUAUUCCUCUGAAUAAAAUUAGGAGCACCCUCGAAGAAUUAAUUUUUUUUUUAUAAAAUAAUGCUUAUUUUUCACUGAAUAAUGUACUAUAAUAGAAUUAUAACUUUGAUGUAAUAAA
Topomyia yanbarensis is the source of this 4180-nucleotide messenger RNA. RefSeq names its product serine/threonine-protein kinase Warts (gene wts). Gene Ontology annotation, molecular function: protein serine/threonine kinase activity; ATP binding. The coding region runs from base 391 to 3621 and encodes 1076 amino acids. Gene Ontology annotation, biological process: positive regulation of apoptotic process; G1/S transition of mitotic cell cycle; regulation of organ growth. The record is from RefSeq and is a predicted model, not a curated record. The transcript has 2 exons. NCBI's taxonomy places the organism in Eukaryota, Metazoa, Arthropoda, Insecta, Diptera, Culicidae.